Suillus bovinus is the source of this 396-nucleotide messenger RNA. RefSeq lists its product as uncharacterized. Lineage: Eukaryota; Fungi; Basidiomycota; Agaricomycetes; Boletales; Suillaceae. The record is from RefSeq and is a predicted model, not a curated record. The transcript is spliced from 3 exons. The coding region runs from base 1 to 396 and encodes 131 amino acids.
AUGGGCGGAUUGAAAUUAUUGAUCAGGGCGAUGAGUGACAUGAAUGUCACACUUCUCAGCUACGAAGUGCGCUAUGGGAUCCUACAAGCUGGUCACUACGGCACUCCUCCAACCCACGUGCGAUUUUGUAUGGUCGUGGCAAACCCGCAUCACGCUCUUAUUCUUCGUGGGGCAUGUCGUGCUUACUUGAGGCUCAACAAUGCAAAGAAGGGCGAACCUUGGUGCGACGCUCUCCUUGCGAUGUCUGAAGAUACCUUCCGGGCCCUGAAUGAUAUGGGCGGCGAUACCAAUGUGGAAGUCGACGCGUGGGUGGUGAAGGGCGAGGCAAUGCUGAUUUGUGAAGAGUGGGAAGACGCAGUGCGGCCGGGUCCCAUUGGCCCCAUAGGGGCGCAAUGA